UCUGUGGGUUCAAGUUGCAGUUCCCGUUCGGCCUCCAGCAGGAGGCGCUGCGCUGGCUCAUCUCGGGGGAUCGCACAUUCCCGAGCGGGGUUAGUUUAAAGUAGGAAGGUGACGUCACGGCCGCCUCCUCCUCCUUCCCUUCCCAGAGCAGAUCCCCUGAAAGUAACUCCGGACCUGGAUAAUGAUAGGAGCCGCCGAGCAUGGAGAUCCCUAAGUGUGGAGCGGCUCCCACAAGUCACGACGACGGAGCUUACAUGUGAUCGCCUUCUUUCCCGCUGUGGAUUGAUACUCUGGGAAGUGACCCCUCUCCGCAAACUAACCUGGGAUCCCUCUAAAGGAUUUCUUUGUCUGCUGCCUUCCGCUCACCUGUGAAACUGUAUUAACUUGUGUGCUGGAGACCGGGAAAGAUGGUCGGCUGGUGGCUGCUGCUUUUUCCGGUGGUCUCGGUCCUGGGAUCCAUCCGGACUCAGUUCUCUGCAGGUGGCUGUACCUUCGAUGAUGGCCCAGCACCCUGUGAUUAUCAUCAGGACCUGUAUGAUGACUUUGAUUGGGAUCAUGUCAGUGCUCAAGAGCCCCAUUACUUGCCUCUGGAAAUGCCAAAAGGCUCCUACAUGAUUGUAGACUCUUCUAAACAUGACCCUGGGGAAAAGGCCCGUCUCCAGCUGCCUAAUAUGAAGGAAAAUGAUACUCACUGUAUUGACUUCAACUACCUGCUCUACACUCAGAAGUGGGAAAAUCCUGGGACCCUGAACAUCUUUGUCCGGGUGAACAAAGGCCCCCUUGCAAACCCAAUCUGGAAUGUAACUGGUUCUACUGGGAAAGAUUGGAUGAGGGCUGAACUGGCAGUUAGCACCUUUUGGCCAAACGAGUAUCAGGUUAUAUUUGAAGCUGAAGCCUCUGGCGGGAGGGGUACAUAUAUCGCAAUCGAUGAUAUCCAGGUUUUGAGCUACCCUUGUGAUAAAUCGCCUCACUUUUUGAGACUGGGAGAUGUUGAGGUCAACGCUGGUCAGAAUGCAACAUUUCAGUGCAUUGCUACGGGAAGGGAUGCUGUGAACAACAAACUUUGGUUACAGAGGCGGAAUGGAGAAGAUAUUCCGGUGGCCCAAACAAAAAAUAUCAACCACAGAAGAUUUGCAGCCUCCUUUAGGUUGCGAGAGGUAACUAAGGCUGAUGAAGACCUGUACAGAUGUGUAACACAAUCAGAAAGGGGAUCUGGUGUUUCAAAUUUUGCACAGCUUAUUGUUCGAGAGCCACCUCGACCAAUUGCUCCACCACAACUCCUUGGUGUUGGUCCUACAUACUUGCUGAUUCAGCUAAAUGCCAACUCUAUCAUCGGUGAUGGUCCCAUCAUAUUGAAAGAGGUGGAAUACAGGAUGACCAGUGGUACAUGGACAGAAACCCAUGCAGUGAAUGCUCCCACCUAUAAGCUUUGGCAUUUAGAUCCUGAUACGGAGUAUGAGAUUCGGGUUCUUCUAACAAGGCCAGGAGAAGGUGGCACGGGACAACCUGGUCCUCCACUUAUUACAAGGACCAAGUGUGCAGAGCCCAUGAGGACCCCAAAAACCCUGAAGAUUGCUGAAAUUCAGUCCAGACGCAUUGCUGUGGAUUGGGAAUCUUUGGGCUACAAUAUCACACGUUGUCAUACCUUCAAUGUGACCAUUUGUUAUCACUACUAUAGAGGUCAUGGAAUGAAUAAAGCAGACUGCCUCGACAUGGACCCCAAGGCGCCACAGCAUGUGGUGGACAACCUCCCGCCAUACACCAAUGUCAGCUUGAAGAUGAUAUUAACCAACCCCGAGGGCAGGAAGGAGAGUGAAGAGACUAUUAUCCAGACAGAUGAAGACGUUCCUGGACUGGUCCCAUUUAGCUCACUGAAGGGCACGCCGUUUGAAGACAAGAUCUUUCUGAACUGGAAGGAGCCUACAGAGCCAAAUGGCAUUAUCACUCAAUAUGAGGUAAAAUACAACAGCAUCCGCUCUUUCGAUCCAGCAGUACCUGUGGCUGGACCUCCUCAGACUGUCACGAAACUUUGGAACAGCACCCACCACGUGUUCUCGCAGCUCCACCCUGGGACAACUUACCAGUUUCUUAUUAGAGCUAGUACCGUGAAAGGGUUUGGGCCAGCAACUGCAAUUAAUGUAACUACUAAUAUAUCAGCACCCACAUUACCAGACUAUGAAGGUGUGGAUGCAUCUCUCAAUGAAACAGCUACCACCAUCACUGUCCUGCUGAGACCUGCACAGGCCAAAGGUGCUCCUAUCAGCGCUUACCAGAUUGUAGUGGAGGAAUUGCAUCCUCAUCGAACGAGGAGAGAAACAGGAGGAACCGAAUGUUAUCAAGUUCCUGUUGCCUACAGCAGCUCUAGUAAUGGAGGAUCUCCCUACUAUUUUGCUGCUGAGCUUUCUCCGUCGAACCUUCCAGAGGCUGCCCCAUUUACUGUUGGUGACAACAGAACUUAUCAAGGGUUUUGGAAUCCACCUCUGGCGCCUCGUAAAGGGUAUAACAUCUACUUCCAGGCAGUAAGCAGCGUUGAGAAGGAAACUAAAACGCAGUGUGUUCGGAUUGCAACCAAAGCUGCAGCCACAGAAGAACCUGAGGUGAUUCCUGACCCAGCAAAGCAGACAGAUCGGGUGGUGAAAAUUGCUGGCAUUAGUGCUGGGAUACUGGUAUUCAUUCUGCUUCUACUUGUUGCUGUAUUAAUAGUCAAAAAAAGGAGGACCUACUAUUCUUACUCCUACUACCUUAAAUUGGCUAAGAAGCGCAAAGAUGCCAUGGGGAGCGCACGACAAGAGAUGACACACAUGGUAAAUGCUAUGGAUAGAAGUUAUGCUGACCAGAGUACUCUGCAUGCGGAAGAUCCACUCUCCAUUACCUACAUGGACUCGCACAACUUCAGUCCCAGGUUGCCCAAUGAUCCACUUGUGCCGACUGCUGUGUUAGUACCAAUCACUGAUGAAAACCACACCGUGUCAGCAGAGUCCAGUCGUCUUCUGGAUGUCCCCCGCUAUCUAUGUGAAGGGACCGAGUCUCCUUACCAGACAGGGCAGCUUCACCCUGCAAUCAGAGUAGCUGAUUUACUGCAGCACAUCAAUCUCAUGAAGACAUCAGACAGCUAUGGAUUUAAAGAAGAAUAUGAGAGUUUCUUCGAGGGACAGUCUGCUUCAUGGGAUGUUGCUAAGAAAGAUCAAAAUAGGACAAAGAACAGAUAUGGGAACAUCAUUGCUUAUGACCACUCUCGAGUUAUUCUGCAACCAGUUGAAGAUGACCCCUCUUCUGAUUACAUAAAUGCGAAUUACAUUGAUAUUUGGCUGUACAGGGAUGGGUACCAGAGACCCAGCCACUACAUUGCCACUCAAGGCCCAGUUCAUGAAACUGUGUACGAUUUCUGGAGGAUGAUUUGGCAGGAACAGUCCGCUUGCAUUGUUAUGGUUACCAACUUAGUCGAAGUUGGUAGGGUAAAGUGUUACAAGUACUGGCCUGAUGAUACAGAGGUCUACGGUGAUUUUAAAGUAACUUGUGUUGAAAUGGAACCACUGGCUGAAUAUGUGAUCCGGACAUUCACAUUGGAAAGAAGAGGAUAUAACGAGAUCCGCGAGGUUAAGCAGUUUCACUUCACUGGUUGGCCAGACCAUGGAGUUCCUUACCACGCCACCGGCCUUCUCUCCUUCAUUCGACGGGUGAAGCAGUCCAACCCACCAAGCGCAGGACCUAUAGUGGUUCACUGCAGUGCUGGUGCUGGCCGUACUGGUUGUUACAUUGUUAUCGACAUCAUGCUGGAUAUGGCCGAGCGGGAAGGUGUCGUAGACAUCUACAACUGUGUGAAAGCAUUACGUUCCCGGCGCAUCAAUAUGGUGCAAACAGAGGAACAAUAUAUUUUCAUCCAUGAUGCUAUUCUAGAGGCUUGCUUAUGCGGCGAAACUGCAAUCCCAGUGUGUGAAUACAAAGCUGCGUACUUUGACAUGAUUAGAAUAGAUUCACAGACUAACUCGUCACAUCUGAAAGAUGAAUUCCAGGUAUUGUCAACCCUCAAUUCUGUGACUCCACGACUACAAGCUGAAGACUGCAGCAUAGCCUGCUUGCCACGCAACCACGAGAAGAACCGCUUUAUGGACCUGCUGCCUCCUGACAGAUGUCUGCCUUUCUUAAUUACCAUAGAUGGGGAAAGCAGCAAUUACAUCAACGCGGCACUCAUGGAUAGCUAUAGACAGCCAGCUGCCUUCAUUGUCACUCAGCAUCCCCUGCCAAACACUGUGAAAGAUUUCUGGAGAUUAGUCUACGACUACGGAUGCACAUCCUUAGUGAUGCUUAAUGAAGUUGACUUGACACAGGGUUGCCCUCAGUAUUGGCCUGAAGAAGGGAUGUCGCGAUAUGGACCUAUUCAGGUGGAGUGCAUGUCAUGUUCGAUGGACUGUGAUGUCAUCAACAGAAUUUUCCGGAUAUGCAACUUGACCAGGCCCCAGGAAGGGUAUCUGAUGGUACAGCAGUUCCAGUAUUUAGGGUGGGCGGCUCAUAGGGAAGUGCCAGCCUCCAAAAGAUCUUUCCUGAAAUUGAUUUUGCAAGUUGAGAAAUGGCAGGAAGAAUGUGAUGAAGGGGAAGGUCGCACUAUUAUUCACUGCCUAAAUGGUGGAGGACGAAGUGGAAUGUUUUGCGCCAUCAGUAUUGUGUGUGAAAUGAUCAAACGGCAAAAUGUGGUAGAUGUUUUCCAUGCUGUGAAAACCCUACGCAACAACAAGCCGAACAUGGUUGAGACCCCAGAACAAUACCGUUUCUGCUAUGACGUUUCCCUGGAAUACCUUGAGUCAUCAUAGUCUGAAGUGCCAGUUGAUAUGUCCAUGAAGAGCCCUGUUGAUAGCUCCAUGCAAGCUCACUACAGCUAUAAACAGGAUGAUUUUUACACGGGGGACCCUUUUAUGUUUUAACAAAAAAAAAAACAUUAUACGAUAAAAAAAAACUAAAGUAUUUUUCUUAUCUGUAUCUUCGUAAAAAGACUUAAGCUGUUUCUAUGACUGUAUACAGUAUUGAUGGAUAUAGUGCCACAUGAUAACACACAUGGAAACCAGAGCUGGGUCAUCACCGCCUGAUGACGAUUUGUAUGUAUUUGUAUAUGCAGCCAUCUCCCAAGACCACAUUUGAACCAAUCUGUUGCAUGUAUCUCUAUUUGAAAUGUGGCAAUUGCUCCUUUUUAUUAUUUUUUUUUUAAUAAAAAAAUGUUUAAAAAAUGGAAUAAUGGAAUGCAGAUUGCUAGUAAAUGCAUUCUCGAUACAUUUCAAAUGUCUUUGAUCUGUACCUGUUUUUUUUUUUGUACUUUUAUGGCUGGUUCACAUCCUAUAAUAUUUUCAGAAAAUCCCAAAACAUAAGCCAAAGAUUCAAUUGUAAAUAUGUCAAUAUGGAGAAAUCACACUCUAUAUUUAUUGCUUAUUUACAUUCCUUCCCCCCCACAGCUAAAGAAAUGUUUUGGUUUUAUUUCUUGACGUUUGCUGAAAUAAUCAAUGGGUGUUUAUUUUUGUAUGUUCUGCAAAAGUCCAACAACUGUUUCCAGCGUUAACCCACUGUUAAGAGGUGUUUUUAUUGUACUCAUGCUUGUGAACAAAGUUUCUGUAAAUCUAUUUCAAAGAUUACUUACUCUUUUAACUGCUAGGGAAUAAUAAACACCUUAAAGAGUGCUAUACCCUUCCUCAGGAAGGGA
Messenger RNA from Spea bombifrons (plains spadefoot toad), 5686 nucleotides. It is a transcript of the gene PTPRK, whose product is annotated as protein tyrosine phosphatase receptor type K. The record is from RefSeq and is a predicted model, not a curated record. Gene Ontology annotation, molecular function: protein binding; protein tyrosine phosphatase activity. Gene Ontology annotation, biological process: protein dephosphorylation. Gene Ontology annotation, cellular component: membrane. The coding region runs from base 408 to 4808 and encodes 1466 amino acids. Lineage: Eukaryota; Metazoa; Chordata; Amphibia; Anura; Pelobatidae. The transcript is spliced from 34 exons.